AUGCGUGCACUGCUUAACUUAAUUUUUAUAUUGCUAAUAAGCUUGCCACUCAUAUGCAGCUGGCGUUCGUUUAAGAUUCUAAUGACACGCUUCGACUAUGAGGCCAAUCCCAAGUUUAUUGAUGUAAAGAUAGAGCUGAAAAAUACAAGCGAUACCAGCAUGAAUGUGGUGCUCAACACCUAUGAGACUGUCGACAAUUUGGAGCUGUCUGCCACGGUUGGUUUGCUCACGGACAAGGGCAAUUACAUGACUUUUAUGAAUCGCACCACAAACUUUUGCAAAUUGCUGAAGCACUUGGGCUCGGAUCCUUUGGUGCGCGUGGUCUGGCAGGAUCUGGUGCGUCAUGGCAAGAUGUUUAAGGAGUGCCCCAUCAUCAAAGGGCAGUAUACGCUGCAGGAUUAUCGCGUGGAUGAGGAGCUGCUGCCCAGCUUUCUGCCCGAGACCAGCUUCAAGUUUAGCCUGGGCUUGAACACAUCGAAGCACGAGUUGAUUUUUAAUGGCGUGCUCUAUGGGCGCGUGGACAAGUCCAAGGGCUUUAACAACUUAAAAAGCUUUAGCCUGGGUUAG
Molecule: messenger RNA, 567 nt
Organism: Drosophila busckii
Lineage: Eukaryota; Metazoa; Arthropoda; Insecta; Diptera; Drosophilidae
Exons: 2
Coding region: 1-567 (188 amino acids)
Source: RefSeq, a predicted model, not a curated record